AUCGAUUUCGGCGACUGUUUCGAAGUGGCGAUGACUCGCGAGAAGUUCCCCGAAAAGAUCCCAUUCCGAUUGACCCGAAUGUUGAUCAACGCGAUGGAAGUGACGGGAAUUGAGGGCACGUAUAGAAUCACGUGCGAGAAAGUGAUGCGAGUUCUGCGCAACAAUAAGGACUCGUUGAUGGCAGUGCUCGAGGCCUUCAUUCACGACCCGAUCUUUUCCUGGAAACUCAUCGAAGCUCAACCGAAACUCAAGCAUUCGAUCGACCUCUUGGACGAAGACGAGGGCGCAGUCGGUGGUGCCCUCACCGGCGGCUCCGCCUCGAAAAAGCCUCCCCUCUCGACCUCCACGUCAACAAUCGGUGUCAUAUCCGAGAGCACAGGACUUCCGCACGAAGGGCUCAAUAAGAAAGCGUUAGCCGUUAUAAACCGAGUGCGCGAU
Molecule: messenger RNA, 438 nt
Organism: Medioppia subpectinata
Lineage: Eukaryota; Metazoa; Arthropoda; Arachnida; Sarcoptiformes; Oppiidae
Source: the annotation of a GenBank genome assembly